AGCGAUCAGCAUCAGCUGCACGCGGCCUUGCGAGCAAGGCCGUAUCGAUCUUCCGAUUGCUCGUUCGUCGUUCGUCCAGCGAAGUUGCUCGCUCGUUUCUUCGCGGAUCCCUCUCGACGAUGUGCAAUGGAGUCGAUCGAAACGCGCCCGGACAAUCCGGGAGGUCUCCGCUCUGCAUGGCGUUCACGAGUGAGUCCAACUAGGUUCACCUGCUUGCGCGCGGGAAGGAGGUAUCGUCGCUAUGUUGAAGCUUCGACGUCUACGCGAGAGGAAACGAGAAGGGUAGCCAGUUAAGGGAGGCGAGGGAAACGGAGGCUCGUGGUCGUUCGCUUUGGGAUAUCGUGAUAACGUGCCGAAUCACGAGUAAGGUUCAACGAGCAAAGAUGAAGUCGCUCGUGCCAAGUCUCUAUCUCCUUCUGUAUCUCUGCUGUGGGAAUUUACCGGGUGUCAUCACGAACUACGACCCGUUCUGCGGCGGUCACUUGACAGACACCAGAGGCGUUAUACACACGCCAAAUUUCCCCGGGCCGUUUCCGGUGCCGAUCAAGUGUCGCUGGGUGAUCGACGUGUCCGACAUCCCGUCGACCAACAGUUCGUCUACUGUUGUCGUCGAGAUUGUCGUCUACCUGACGCAGCUCUAUGUGUACAAGGGCUUGCGCUUUACCGAGUACGCCUACUAUGAGUCUGAGACCAUGAACUUCGGGGCGGCUCUGGUAAAGGAGGUGACUGAGGGUAACGUGUUCAAGUACCGACAAUUCCGGACCUCCAGGCCAUUCUUGGUGAUCGAGUUCGAGCUCGAUCGCCUCGAGGGCAAUCACGUCAGGGUCCUACACGACCUGCUCGACGUGUACGGAUUCAACGUGACGUACGAGGUGACCGAGGAACGGCCGAAUCCUGAAUCCUGCACCGUGCGCGACUGCUCCUUCGCGGGAAACUGCCUCGUUUCCGCGGAUUAUACGUCUUUUUGGUGCGAUUGCUUCGACGAUUUCAGCGGCAGAAGAUGCAAUGAAGGCUCGCUAUGUUUUAACGAUCAGCAUAGUCCAGUCUGUCAAAACGAAGCUAUAUGCAGGCAAAUUGGGGCGGAAGCAAUGCAUUGCGAUUGUCCAAACGGUUAUGUUGGUCACAAUUGCGAAAUUCGUCUCUUGGACACUUUGGACACUGAAUGCAUUUCGGAAAAUUGUAUACUGCAGUGUCCCUUUAACGAGCAGGAGCAACCGUGUAUUUGUAAAGACGGCACGAAAAUAUACAACAAUCGAUCACGAUAUGAGUGCAGGAUCAAGUUGUCAAACGUCACAUCUCUCCGAACAGGUCUGAUAUCACAACACGGAAAUCUGGAAUCGUUUGUCAGCAAACAGCUUGCAAGAUACUUGAGGAAUUCCAAUAUCACUUCCACGGAGGAAAUAAAAAUCCUGAGCGUGACACCUACGUCCGAAGUUACCUUCCAUUUUUUCGGGAAUUCCGAUGACGGGGAUAAAAUCCGCGAGUCUCUCAACCGACUUGUACAGCGCCGGCGUCUCAGCGAAAUCUCAUUGGAAUCCACGCACUUCACAUUUCAGCAGAAGCCCGCUCUUAAAUUACAGACUCUACGAAUUAAUCAAGUGAACGACUACGAUGUUCAUUUGGGAGAGCAAAUCGUCUUGUCAUGCAUUGCUCAAGGAAGCUACAGCAUAAAUUUCGCUUGGUACAAGGAUGGCAUGCUAGUGAACACCAGUAAAGCUAUCAGAGAAAUUUGGAUUAGUCAUUUGCCGAACGACGGAUCGGACGUGUACACAUCGGUGUUGACAAUCGAGAAGGCGACCGUGCUCGACGCCGGUCAAUACACGUGUCAAGUCGUGGACUGGGGUAUGCAACAGUGUAAAAGCAUCUACAUCGAGAUCAGGGAUGAACCGGACGUGAAGGUGGUUCCGAUGAGUGCCACUAUAGAGAAAGGCAACAACAUACAGCUGAUGUGCAUGACUCCCAAUCCUUAUAUGCGUAACAUUAGCAUCGGUUUCGGUUGGACGAAGAAUCGCGCCCUGCUCAAAUUAGAACCCGGUCGAGCAGUUUGGGAGGAUCUGUAUCCGGCAGGUAGCAUCUUGAAGGUCACUAAUGUUCAGAAAUCUGCGAUCUACACUUGCAACGUAGCGCACAAAUCCAUGUCCGUCCGAGUUGAAGUGAUGAAUCGAACGUUGAUACCGAUAUGUCUCAACGAGAGAUCUUGGGGUCUGCAGUGGCCAGAUACUGCUCCAGGGUCAGAGGCGUUGCUGGAGUGCCCUCGAUAUUUCGUAGGUUCGCGAGUGUCCAGACUCUGCUCGAUGAAGGAUGCUACCACGCCAGAAUGGCAAAUACCGGAUUUUUCAUCCUGUUUAUACGAGACGCUGGUUUUACCCUAUAAUAGUUUUCGGAGCCUAACGUUGGGUUACCAAAAUACUACGAGUUCGGAAACGAUACUCGCUUUCUGGGAGAGUUUGCGCGUCCGUACAUUACCGCUCUAUCCCGGCGAAGGUGAUCGCAUAACGAAUAUACUAGCGGAAAUUGAACAGUAUCAACACAAUAUCGAUCCGCUGGAUGCGUAUGCCUCCGCGGAGGCUUUGACACAGAUAAUAAAUCGCAUUUUGAGUGACGAGUACUCGAUCUUGAGUCAAGAGAAAUUAUCGGUGUUGCUCCAGCUUACGCAACGCAAUUUAAUUCAUUGGUCUAAAGAGUUGAAACAGGCUUCCAAACAUUUGCCUCUGUCAUCCAUGGUGGUAGAUAUCCAACAACUGCAAUCUCAUAAUGGAGACAGUAUCACGCAUUCCCUGCAAAUACCCUCGGCCGAUUACGUGUAUCCCGAUUGGUACGAGGACAAAGUAGCUGUACGGUUGUGGAAGAAAAAGCAGCGCAACGCAAAGUCUAAUAGUACAUUUACCGGCAUUGUUAUUGUGUACAAAAACAUGUCGCGUUUCAUACCAACGGCGUACAUCAAAGAACUUGACGAUGGCACGGACUUGGAGUUUCGCCUCAAUUCUCGAGUGAUCACCGUUGCAGUACCCUUCUUCAGCGCCGACAAGCACAACAAGAUAUGGGUUGAUUUGCAAAUCCGGCAUUUGCAAAAUCAAACAAGCUCCUGGAACAUGUCAUGUGGCCUGAUGGAUAACACUGGGUCAUGGGACCUCAGUAGUUGCAUAGCGAAUACUAUGUCUGGCGAAGUAACGACGCAUUGUCUAUGUCCUACUGCGGGUACCGUUGCUGUUUUCUUAACAACUCGCGCAGUAAAGGUCGUUCUGGCAAAAACAGAACAAACUACUUUUAUCAUAAUAUUCGGCUGCAGCAGUUGCCUCGUUCAGUGUUUCCUGUCCGCUCUGAUACUGGGUGUUUUUUGGUGGAAGUACAAGACGUGGUUAAAUUUCCUAAAACUUCAAUGCUGCGGUGCAUUAAUCGGAGCGAUGGCUAUCUUCAUUUACGCCGUCCACAAUAAUCUCCCAGAAUCGUCUUACUCGCUCGUAGCGAUCGGACUAGAAGCGUUUCUCCUCGUGGGUAUGUCCGCGCCUAUCUCAGAGGCUUUGAUAAUAUACGCGGAGCUUACGCAAAUCCGAUCGAGCCAGCAUCUUCAGCCGACAGUCAUCGCUGUAAUUACCGGUGUGCCGAUCCUGGCUGUUUUCGCAACCGAACUGACGCAUAAAAGUAUCGGAUGGCGACACGAGUCUUGGUGGCUCAUACACGGCAGCGGUGUCUUUAAUAUAUUCGUCAGCUGUGCCACAAUGAUGUUUCUGGUAUUUAUGUUGUUGUACAUGGGAGUGCUUCACAAGGUACACACGUUAGUGGAGGAAAACGUGAUGAAGAGAGAGGCUAUAGAAACGAGAAUAUGGAUACUGCACCGCGCGACUAUCGUCAUAUGCAGUAUCAUCGCCAUGGAAGCGUCUUCUAUUUUCUAUAUAAACUCGUCGUCCGUAAUUUUCCACUACGUAUUCGCAUCCCUUUCUUUCGCCCUGGGCUUCAUCAUAGUGAUUGUAUACAUCGUUAACGGCGAAGUCGCGAUUAUCGGUCCAAUGCUGCGGAAAAUAAGAUGGAAACGCAGAGUGGACGAGGAGCACACGUCAGAGCCCAUCAAAGUGUGCUCGAAAGCUGACGCCGAAGUGGAGAACGAUUCGGCGAUCCCGCCAGCGCCGUCGUCGUCGAUCGCCGGCGAGCCGUACCGGGAAGCGCGCGGCGUCGCCGCGGGUAGCAUAGACAUGCGGGAGUUCGUGUCCGAGUCGUCGUCCGCCUACGCCAAGGGCUCCGUUCCCGUCAACAGAUUUCUGCCGGAGAUUCGGGUGGACCACUCGGACGACAUUAAUCUCGAGAACUACAACACGAGUCCGCGCAAGUAUCAGGAGCCACCGGCGUUCGACGCGGCGUUCUCCGCGCGCGGUUCCCGCUGCGUCAACGAGCCGGCGGCCUACGGCGGUGUCAACGACUGCUGCAGCUUCCGCGGUGAUGCUGGCAAGUAUCGCGGCGACGGCAAGGUCUUCCUGCCGUCAACGGCGAGCGUGUCCGCCGAGUCCUCGGCCAAGGUCCUCUGCAGCGCCGACGUCGAGGCGCGCUUAGGCGCUCUGCCAGACGUCACGUUGGCUGUGAAGAGCGAGUGUGCCGAGUUGUCGUCGCGGGCGAGCACGGAGCUGAAGACCAGGGAGCACGUCGUGAAUCCGCCCAUGCCGGACAUCGCUAACACGAGCGAACGCAAGCAACCCGACGGCGAAGAGAAAAUCCCGGAGAUCACGGUAACCGGCUGCGCCGACAGCGCAACCAGCGGUAUGCUAGACCGCAUCUCUCACGAUCUUGAUUAUCUGCUUAAUCGCACACACGCGAAAGAGGGAGCUUAGAAUCCCGGUGGGAUGGGAAAAAGUACACACACAUACAUACACACAUAUGCAUACACGUACAUAAAAGUGCGACAAAUGUAGGUUGUUAAAUUUGUACAAAAUUGCAGACUUUGUCAGGAAUUUUUAUGCGAGUGUACGAGUAUUCCGCCGCUCGUAUAAAAUAUAUUUAGAAUAAAUAUUAAUUAAUAGGUACUUAGAAUUAAUAUUCGUUGAUACUCGCGUUUCUCACCGUAUAACAAGAACUUGACGUGAUACGAUUACACUUGGAAGCUGCAAGCCAAGUACUAAAUACAGGUCUAUGUACGAUCUCUUUUUAUUUCUAUAUCUCGUACGUAAUUAUGUACACUCUUACGCCAGAUCGAUCGUAAUGUGAUUACGGUUCGACUAUAGUUGUAAGGAAACGAUGCGAAAAGCGAUUGUCGUCGCGUUCCAUCCAGAAUUUAUUUUAAGUAUAAUCUGGAAUUUUUCAUGCUACAUUAUGGACGUUUACACUUGUCCGUUGUAUAUCGUGAGAAGACUUAUCGUCCCUCCAAUAAAUGAUGAAAAGUACUGUGCGUUCGAUUCGAUUCGAUACGAUACGAUUUUGAGAAGGCAAGGUAGUCCAGAUAAUGGCAUUUCCGAGUUAAAGUAUUUAUUUAUCACUGUCAUCGUACAGCCCUUUCAUAAUAUCCACGAGUCAGUCGUCGCGCUUUUCGUCGUUUAUAAUUUGCAUUAUAAAGCUAUACACAUUGAAUUUAGUUUGAUAAUCUACUUAUAUACUUAAGAUCGAAGUUUAUGUUGUUGUUGUUGUUGGUAGUAGUUACCUCUAGUAGGGUUAGUCGUUUACUUAAUGAGAAAAUGCUUCACUGAAAUCGAUUCGACCGAGGUACGAAAUUGGAGCGGUAUUUCUUGGCCAAGCACGUGUUAUAAAUGCAAAAGACGUAAUAAGAUCUGUGUUAGUCUGUUAGCACUCGAAUAUACCUAUAUGACUAGUUUUCUGUGUCUCAACAGAUUUUUCUUAAAAAUAUAAAGUAUUUACAA
This is a messenger RNA of Ooceraea biroi (clonal raider ant), 5840 nucleotides long. RefSeq lists its product as uncharacterized. Gene Ontology annotation, molecular function: cell adhesion molecule binding; G protein-coupled receptor activity. Gene Ontology annotation, cellular component: plasma membrane; cell-cell junction. Lineage: Eukaryota; Metazoa; Arthropoda; Insecta; Hymenoptera; Formicidae. Gene Ontology annotation, biological process: cell-cell adhesion. The record is from RefSeq and is a predicted model, not a curated record.